AUGGUGCUGGAGAACAAAGUGGACAAAAUACCCAAAGGCACACGACCGGUUAAGUUUGCACAGCCAGACAAGGUCAAUGCCUUCUGUGAAGUUCAAAAUCUUCUUUUCGCGCGCACUACUGCCAAACAGAACGCUAGAGCACAUGAAUGGGAUGGUGGACUUUGCAUUUUCGAAGCAGUGCAGCGUUUGGUGUUACAUAUCCACAAGAUUCGAACUGGUCCACUUCUCCCUAACGAGCAAGAAGAUACUACCAUGACCGACGACAAGACAGAACCUGUCAUACUUAUCGAUUCUGUUGUCAGCACGCCCAAAGCUAUGGGUGAAUGUGGAGGCUGCAACACUCACUAA
Molecule: messenger RNA, 348 nt
Organism: Plasmopara halstedii
Lineage: Eukaryota; Oomycota; Peronosporomycetes; Peronosporales; Peronosporaceae
Product: rab11 family
Exons: 1
Coding region: 1-348 (115 amino acids)
Source: RefSeq, a predicted model, not a curated record